This is a messenger RNA of Chelonoidis abingdonii (Abingdon island giant tortoise), 1347 nucleotides long. The record is from RefSeq and is a predicted model, not a curated record. NCBI's taxonomy places the organism in Eukaryota, Metazoa, Chordata, Testudines, Testudinidae.
GCUGUGUCCGGAGCUGUCUGGGGUGCACGGGGGGGCAGGGUUGUAUUACGCUCCCCAAGAGAGGUAGUAGGGAGGGAGCGGUGUUGGUGUCUGAGGCGCCGUGGGGCAGGGGUCCCGUGGGGCAGUGCAGGUGCGUGGGGCGAGGGCCAUGCAGAAGGAGGAGCUGGGUGUAGAUGAGAACCGCGACCCCGAGCCAGAGCCGCAGCUGCUGGGGCUGAAGAAGGAGAAGUGCCGACCUGAGGGGCUGGAGGGGCAGCUGCACAACCUCACCAACCACAUCCCAGCAGGCGUUCCUGCUCACCCCCCGUCUGCUCCCGCAGCACCUGGAGGGCCAACGCCAACGGCCCGAGAGGCUGCGGAGAGAGGUGCCCCGCUGAGCCCUCCAACACCCUCAACAUCCGCAAGCUGCAGCUGUCAGAGCGCGAGGCAGGCCGCCCGCCCCCCCACCGCUUUACCCCACCGUACCACCCCCACCCCCGGCCCUUCCCCACCGCCCACCGCCGAGCUACUGCCCCGGGGCCAAGGAGUGGGGCCCAGCACCAGAUGGGCACGGCCCGGGAGGGGGCGAGGGGCUGGGCUACCCCGCCGGCGCCCUGCACUGAGCCCCCGGAGCCCGGAGCACGCCGGCCCAGCCCCACAGGAUGCCAGAAACGGCGCCGAGCGAUGGCCCUGUUCCGCCCGCGCCGGGCAUUCCCGUGGACAGCAGCCGGCCCGCAACCCUCCCAAGAUCAGCUACGCCAGCAAGCUGAAGGAGAACCUGGAGCACCAGCCGGCCCGGGUGCCGGCCUCCGCCCUGCGCACCGCCGGCCCGCUGCCCAACGGCUCCCCGGCACUGCCGGCCGAGCCGCAGCUGGGGGCCAUCUUCCAGAACCAGUGGGGGCUGUCCUUCAUCAACGAACCGGGCGCCGGGCAGCAAACGGCGCCCGCCGCAGGGCACAGCUGGGACUGCUGGCAGCACAUGAGCCCCGAGGACUGGGAGGAGGCGCGGGACUAUCACACGGAAGCAUGGGAUCACAUAUGGGAGCUGCACAGACAAGCUCCCAGCAGAGUCACAGUCUACGCUGACCCCCUGGAUGGCAAGGGUUAAAUGGGGGCCUCCCGCCGCUGGGGCUGUCGCUGUGAGCCAGGUGGGGGUGGGCCAGGACCCCCCACGGAGACUUGGCCUCAGACUCACCCCAGUGGGGCACGGCGUGGAGCCGGUGGGAUCCAUGGGGAGACCUGGCCCCGCCUUCCGGUUUGACGACUGUUUUAGUCUCCCCUCUUCGUCCCGGUUUAUUGUUCCAUCCCCAGCGAGCUGCAGCUCGAGGCCGCCGCAGAUUAAAGGCAAAAUGAAUUUAUUUAAAUUCA